Vicugna pacos (alpaca) is the source of this 1207-nucleotide messenger RNA. It is a transcript of the gene ACOT8, whose product is annotated as acyl-CoA thioesterase 8. Gene Ontology annotation, biological process: acyl-CoA metabolic process; fatty acid catabolic process. NCBI's taxonomy places the organism in Eukaryota, Metazoa, Chordata, Mammalia, Artiodactyla, Camelidae. The record is from RefSeq and is a predicted model, not a curated record. Gene Ontology annotation, cellular component: peroxisomal matrix. Gene Ontology annotation, molecular function: fatty acyl-CoA hydrolase activity.
UCCCACUUUCUCAGUGCCUGCCGGGGGCUUCCGGUUACUUAGCUUCUGCCGGAAGCUGCGCGAUGGGUCCAGGUCUCAGUGUGUGCCACCCAGCGCAGUGUCCCGGGCCGGCAGCAAACGAACUACAUGUCGUCCCCGCGGGCUCCAGAGGACGGACAGGGCGACGGCGAUCCUCCCAGGGACCUUCGCAGCGUCCUGGUCACUAGCGUGCUCAACCUCGAGCUGCUGGAUGAGGAUCUCUUCAGAGGAACACAUUACUGGGUACCUACAACCAAGCGGCUGUUUGGGGGUCAGAUCAUGGGCCAGGCCCUGGUGGCUGCAGCCAAGUCUGUGAGUGAGGAUGUCCACGUGCACUCCCUGCACUGCUACUUUGUUCGCAGAGGGGACCCGAAGGUGCCGGUGCUAUACCAGGUGGAGCGGACGCGAACAGGGGCGAGCUUCUCCGUGCGCUCCGUGAAGGCUGUGCAACAUGGCAAGCCCAUCUUCAUCUGCCAGGCCUCCUUCCAGCAGGCCCAGCCCAGCCCCAUACAGCACCAGUUCUCCAUGCCCACUGUGCCCCCACCGGAGGAGGUUCAUGGCUACAAGACCCUCAUUGACCGGUAUUUAAGGGACCCUAACCUCCAGGAGGAGUACCGAGUGGGGCUGAACCAAAUUGCUGCCCAGGAGGUGCCCAUUGAGAUCAAGCUGGUAAACCCUCCCACUCUGGGCCAGAUGCAGAGCAUGGAGCCAAGACAGAUGUUCUGGGUGCGAGCUAGGGGCUAUAUUGGGGAGGGCGACAUCAAGAUGCACUGCUGCGUGGCCGCCUACAUCUCGGACUACGCCUUCCUGGGCACAGCACUACUGCCCCACCACUGUCAGCAUACGGUGCGCUUCAUGGUGUCCCUGGACCACUCCAUGUGGUUUCACGCUCCUUUCCGAGCUGACCACUGGAUGCUCUAUGAGUGUGAGAGCCCCUGGGCUGGUGGCUCCCGGGGCCUGGUUCAAGGGCGGCUGUGGCGUCGGGAUGGGGUCCUGGCUGUGACCUGUGCCCAGGAAGGUGUGAUCCGAGUGACACCCCAGGGCUCAAAGAGCAAGUUGUAGCCAGAGGUACCAGCUUGGCCUGGGGCUUCAAGACUCUCCCUUCUACCCAGACUCCUGACGCAGGAGUUACAGUCCAGGGCUGGGCCCUCUGUCUGGGGCAUCCAAUAAAGAGACGCAUACCACUGGA